This is a messenger RNA of Oppiella nova, 2226 nucleotides long. Lineage: Eukaryota; Metazoa; Arthropoda; Arachnida; Sarcoptiformes; Oppiidae. The record is from the annotation of a GenBank genome assembly.
AUGACAGCCAAAGAGGGCGGAAACGUUGGUGUCGUUCACGUAGUCAACGAUCAGACAGACAUCGAUCACGUGCUCAAAACCGGUCAACACUACCCAUACAUACCUGUGAUUACAGCGAAAUAUUUUAAAUUACUAACUGAUCCACGCAUUUGCAGAGAUAUACUGAAUCAGUUCAAGUCAUCGCCCAAACGAAUCACUGGUGUAUUAGUGGUCGACGAGAAGCGGACCUCAGACGUGACCGGCUUAUCGCCCGACAAGACGUGUCCCAACGAUGGCUUUGGUCUCUACGCCGAUGAUACCACUUAUGGUCACUGCGGACAACAGGAGUGGAACUCUGCUGGCGAGUCCACACUCAAGCACAACGACGGCCUUAUGUUCAAUGACUGGCCUUUCCCUAUAUUUAUGGUCAGAAAUGCCACUAAUAUUGAAGAGAUUAAAGAUUGUUUCAAACGCUAUGGAGGACCCGAGUACCCACUCUGUGGUAUACAACUGGAGGCGCCCAUGAAUGCGGCCAAGGAUUCCGUGGCGUGUAUUCGCCGGACACACCUCCAGAAGAGCUCGUAUUCGUUGAGUCAAACCUUUUAUUGCGACCCAUUGGGCGGACAUAAUAUAUUCAGUACAUUGUUGUGGACAUCGAAAAGGGAUAAAAUAUCCAACGAUUCAGUCGUUGUAUUGUCGGCCCGUUUGGACUCGUUCUCGAUGUUCGACAACGUGUCGCCCGGCUCUGACUCGGCCCUCACAUCAGUGGUUACACUACUGGCCAUUGCGAAGACACUGAAUGAUUACAGGAGUGAUAUCCAGCGACUGUCAAACGAUAAGAAUAUUCUGUACGCCCUGUUCGACGGCGAGGCCUUUGACUACAUCGGCUCCAGUCGUGUGGCCCAUGACAUGAGCGCCGGUAAGUUUCCCGUGGAUCCCAAGUCAGACGGAGACGUGGCUCAGUUGAGAAGCGAACAGUUCUCGCAUUUCAUUGAAUUGAAUCAAUUGGCAGCCCAUGGAACCGAUGACACCAUUUAUAUUCAUAAGAAUCUUAAAUCAAAUGAAGCGGUCAGUAAACUGGAGGGUUUGCUCGAGAAAUACGCGAAGAAUAUUCGCAACUUUAAGAUGAGUAGUAUUAGUGACGGCCGACCACUCCCUCCCUCAUCGGUGCAGACAUUCUUAAAGCAAAACAAUGCGAUGGGAGGUGUGGUGAUCGCCAACCAUGAGAAUGAGUUCACGAAUAAGUUUUAUAACAGUAUUUACGACGACAUUCAGAAUGUGAACCCAAACGACGACAAACUGUUGGCCACAAGACUCACAAACGUGGCGACAGUUGUGUCGAAAGCCGUCUACGAGCUGUUGACUGGACAACAGCGACAGCCAGAGAUUAGUGUCAAUCAAACUCUGGUUGAGUUACUUCUCGACUGUUAUACAAAUAACUCUAACUGUGAUCUCUUUAACAUUAUUAUGGAUCCCGAACGCGCACAUCAUGGCACCGAUAAGCCCAGAGGUGAACCCCUCCCCACAUACGUCGGUGUGUUCGGCUCGUCGACGCUGUCGUCCGCCUCCCGAAUCUACACUCAUAUGUUGUUAUCGUAUUUGGGAGGCGAAGAGCUGUCACCCGACGUGACCAAAGAGAACUGCACUCAACAAAACAAGGAGAGCCGGCAAUUUAGCUUUUACUGGAUGACCGGCGCCCGUAACGGAACGUGCAUUAAGUCGCAGGCCAUCAAAACGGACGCCUUGUCGCCCGCGUUCCUGUCCGAGGGUCAGGUGACUGAUGAGCGCCUAUACUCGACGUGGACGGAGAGUCGAUGGACGGGCGGCAAAGUCCGCAUUUUUCUAAUGCCCAGCCCUCUCCAGCAAUGGCUUACGCUUAUCGCUGGCCUCAUAUUGACGUUAAUCUCCUUUGUUUUCAUUUAUAUGAUCGACAAAAACUCUGUAAUAUUGUUCGAGCGCAUGGAUGUGGCGAACGUUCCCCAGCAGUCGCUAACAGUGGGCUUAUAGCCCGCGGAUUAGUCCCUCAAAUCCCUGUUCUUAUACUCAAUCGUUCCCUUAAUCCCGACGAUUAAUACCAGAAGAUUGAGUACAACGAGAGCGCCGACUGUAAUGGAGUAUUGAACCAAAUAUGAGAUGAUUUUUGUGAUUAACAUUACCGACUAAUUUGACAAAUAAUUUAUUUUAUUUUAAUAAUUGAUUUUCGAUCGCAGCAUAAGUUAUUUGAAAUUAAAACCACUAAUCAAACCA